AUGUCAUCAGUCAAACGCUUGGUUUAUGCAGUCAUCCACUUCUUGAGAGAACAGAGUCAGAUGGAUACUUUCACUCCGGAUGAACAGGAAAGCUUGGAAGUUGCAAUUCAGUGUCUGGAAACUGUGUUUAAGAUCAGCCUGGAUGAUACUCAUCUUGCACCUCCACAGCAUUUAAUAGAAAUGUUCACAAAUUCUUUUCACAAGAAUGACAUGCUGCCUCUCUCAGAUAAUUUACCAGAGGAUGUUGAAAAGGCUGACCAACUGAAGGAUGAAGGUAAUAAUCAUAUGAAGGAAGAAAAUUAUGGGGCUGCAGUGGAUUGUUAUAGUAGGGCUAUAGAAUUGGAUCCAAACAACGCAGUCUAUUACUGCAACAGGGCUGCUGCUCAAAGUAAGCUCAACAACUACCGUGAAGCAAUAAAGGACUGUGAGAGAGCCAUAGCAAUAGAUCCAAAGUACAGCAAAGCAUAUGGGAGAAUGGGGUUGGCUCUGACCUCAGUGAAUAAAUAUGAAGAAGCUGUUACCAGUUACCAAAAAGCAUUAGAUCUUGAUCCAGAGAAUGAUUCUUAUAAGUCAAAUUUGAAAAUAGCUGAACAGAAACUAAGAGACAUGUCCAGUCCUACUGGAACUGGACUGAGUUUUGACAUGGCAAGCUUGAUAAACAAUCCUGCCUUCAUUAGUAUGGCAGCAAGCUUAAUGCAGAAUCCUCAAGUUCAACAACUGAUGUCGGGGAUGAUGUCCAACGCCAUCGGUGGCCCCGCUGCGGGUGUCGGCGGCCUCUCCGAUCUGUCCAGCCUGAUCCACGCGGGGCAGCAGUUUGCACAGCAGAUACAGCAGCAGAAUCCAGAGCUCAUAGAGCAACUGAGAAAUCACGUCCGGAGCAGAUCUUUCAGUGGCAGCACUGAAGAGCAUUCCUGACUUAAAGGAGGCAUGUGAGUGGCAUAUAAUCCCAAAAUGCAUACCAUAGUUAGUAGCAAAAGCACCAUUGUAACUCUUCUGCUUGAAUAGAAGACAGAAAAUCCUUUGUGUGUGUUCGCAAACAAGACUAAAUCUGUUGAACAGAUCUCUUGCACAUAACUUGGAACAUACCAUUUAUGUACAGUUACUCCUCUAAAAAUUAAUACACUAAACAGGUGGUUUAUUAAAAUCCCCAAGUACAAGUCAUUUUCAGUGUAAGCAUUAGACUGGUCUUCAGGGCUGUUG
Molecule: messenger RNA, 1200 nt
Organism: Merops nubicus (carmine bee-eater)
Lineage: Eukaryota; Metazoa; Chordata; Aves; Coraciiformes; Meropidae
Gene: SGTB
Product: small glutamine-rich tetratricopeptide repeat (TPR)-containing, beta
Exons: 10
Coding region: 1-915 (304 amino acids)
Biological process (GO): post-translational protein targeting to endoplasmic reticulum membrane
Cellular component (GO): membrane; TRC complex
Molecular function (GO): molecular adaptor activity; protein binding
Source: RefSeq, a predicted model, not a curated record